This is a messenger RNA of Sphaerulina musiva SO2202, 3667 nucleotides long. RefSeq lists its product as uncharacterized. Bases 1 to 3327 code for a protein of 1108 amino acids. The record is from RefSeq and is a predicted model, not a curated record. Lineage: Eukaryota; Fungi; Ascomycota; Dothideomycetes; Mycosphaerellales; Mycosphaerellaceae. The transcript has a single exon.
AUGGAGGACAGUGCGCCAUCCAUAACUAGCAUCCAUAACCACAUCGACCACGCCACCGCAGACCAACAGCAACAGCAACAGCAACAAGCAUCUUCUUCGGACCUAAGGGCAGACCACGCUGGCGCGUCCGCGCAACUGGAAUGGGACAUGCAGGCUGCUGCAGGCCUUGCGCCGAACAAUGUCCAAAUCGCCAAAGUGCAACGCGCCUUCGACCGCAAGCCCACCUCGCCGUUCUCGCGUCGCCGCUUCAAAGUAGGCAAGAUCAUGAAGCGCACUGGACCCGGAUCUACAAAUGCUGCGCCCGCAGGCAUGUUCAACGUGCACAUUCGUGACUCUGCUAUGAAGACAGCAGCCGGCGGCAGCACACCGGUGAAAGCGGUCAAAAAGAUGCGCCUGGAGAACGAUACCAUGGAUCGUGCCAUGAGUAUAGUUAGUAAUUGGGAUGGGAGGGAAAGUCCCAAGAACCGGAGAAUCGCCACGAGAAGCUCGCUGGGACAAGAGGCGUUGAUCGCUUUGGCCGAGGACGAUGAAAAUCAGGAAGGUGAAAUGGACGAAUUGGACGUGACCGGACUAGUCGCAGAGAAUGAGGGGGAAGUGGAGGGGAGAAAUGAUCCCGUGGGUACUACAAUCGAGUUCUUUGACGAGAGCGGCGCAAAACUCGACACUUCCGUCGACGAUGACGAGUGGGCCGACGCCAGCGUAGGGUCAUCAGAUGUGGACGGCGAGAGCACUGCUGCAAGCACGCAUCUCGAGCUUCCCGCUGCGAUUGAAGGGCAGAUCCAGAUUGGCGCGGAGGAUGACUUUGACGACACUGCUACGGAAGUGGACGAUCCAGAGGACAACGCUCGAGGCUGGGAUAGGCUCCGUGGAGAGUUGCAGGAUGUGAGAAGAGCGGAAGCAAAGUCUUUCGGGAUACCAUUCGACGAGUAUAUGAAGCGCUUCUCUCCUUCAUCAUACACGACGGAAGGCAGCGACUCGCAAGAGGGCAGGCAUCAGCGGCCCAGUCCGACUUGCCCCGCGGCUGAGAAUGCCACGGCGCAAUUGUCGGAAGUGCUUUCCAAUACGUCUGCAGCACUGCCAGAUGGAUUUGUCUCACCAGUGAUCAAUCGAAGGCGGCCCAUAAGUCAGGUGAAGAUGCAAAACGCGGGCAGGCGUAAGACGCUCCCCAAGGACUUUGCAGCGCAGUACGCAGCCGCGAGAGCCAGCGAAAAGGCACGCGCUGCGGCUAACGGGAACAAGAGUCAGGAAAAUGAAAGUCAGGAUUCGUUAGACGAAGCAACGACGCCGUACACACCGGAGCAGACUCACAUACAGCAACAGCGGUUGAUGAGUCGCGAAGAUCCGAUGGAUAGUAUCGAAAGCGUAGAACGGCGUGAGUCAUCAGAAUCACAUUCUGCAGCAGGUGUCGUUUCUAGCGCAUCUGCCUCUAAGCUCUCAAGUCCGAUCCCGAGCAUAUCAGGAUCGCAUCCAAGAUUGCCACUCCGACGCUCGCCGAGGAGACAGUCUAGCAGUCCUUUCAAGGGAAAGAGCAUCUUGAAGUCCACAGCAAAACACCACUUGAUUGCUUUCACACCCAUCAAGCUACGGACACUGCCUGUAGCCCAAUCUCCAAUCUCUCCCUUGCCUUUCGUGCCCUCAGGUAUCACGAUAGAGGACAGCAGGCCCGAGCAGCCAGUGCGAUCAUCGUCGGCGCCGCCAGAGGAACAUCAAAUCACACUGCGGAAGCAUUAUCACCCUCGCAUAUCUGAUGACACGGCGCUACUCGAAGCGUUUGUCAAACGAGCUUCAGAGAGCAAGAAGCGCAAUAGCCUUUCCAACACCGCCAGACGCGAAUCGUUCGAGAGACAGAGUGAGUCUGCUGUGGUCCCACAGGCGCUUGCUGACAGCCCUGGGGAGCGAGUAGCCUCUGGCUCUAAGGAUGUACUCGGAGACUUGGACCCUAACAGCCCCUCUCCCCGCAAGGCAAACUCUGCUGCCAAUCUCAUGUUGCAUGACGAAAGAAGGAAUCUGCAGCUAGAAUACGCAAAGGAUCCAAUCAAAGACGACUUAGGCGAAGAUGAACUGGCGACAGAAUCUUCAAUACCUCAGAGGUUCGGGGCUAGCCGUAAAAGUGGACGAAUGCGAAAGAAGCCCGAGAGUCUCUUAGCGGGCACCAACUCCAGACCUGCGAAAAUCUCUAUCAAACGUAGUGGCGAGGGUGUUGUUUUGAAGCAGACCGAAGCAGCCAGGUUAGCAACGGAGACUAGGAAGAAUACUAAUAGUAACAAAAGUGGUGCCGUUCUGCCUCUGGUGCGGCUCCAGGCCCUUCGGGCGGAAGAGGAGGCUAGAGCUAGCCAAAAUUGUGAGCUGGGAAGUGACGUGAUGGAGAUUGAGAGACCGGUAGGGCGGCAUGGCAUCAGUUGGUCCGAGACGUUGGUAUCAUUUUACGAGGGCGUGGAGCCAGAAGUGAGCAUGAUGGCAGACGAACUUUCAAUCAAUCCGCUCUCGGCACAAGGCGAUGCCAGUACUGAGCUUGAGACUGGCCCUGCAGCUCUAUCGGCGAACGACACUCCCACGCCGAGGUUGCGACGCUUGAAGCCAUCGAGAACUGCGAGUACGCCUGGGAUUACGCCUGCGAAACGUACACUUCCAGGCGCGCUGUCUCUUGAAAAGGGAGAGCAAGAGUUGGAGGUCACCGCCGACGGGGCGCCCAAGCUGAGCGCGAAGCGUUCCGCCAAGCGCAAGGUGUCACGUAUUGCAACGCCUGCGAAGCCGAAAAGAGCUGAGAUGGAAGAUAGGGACGGAACUGUGACCGCAGCAGACCACGAGACGUCACAGGUGACGAUGCCGGCUAUUUCUUCGCGGAGUAGUAGGGAAGAGGCAUCGAGAACAGUGAAGAAUGCUACUGCUGCCUCGAAAGUGAAAGCGACUGCCUCUAAACUACCCGCUCCAGCCACAAGCAAUCCCAUGCCCGAAAAAGAGAACGGACUCGCUGCGUCGCCACCCAAGAAGCGCAUGACCAAGACGUCCCGCCAUGCUGCUGCUGCUGCGCCUACAAAGCUCAAUCUAUCGGGCGACACAACGAGUCUCGGUCGCACCCCACGGUUCGACAUCCAAAGGGCGGCUAAGAGCCGUCCAGGCGAUGAAGGCGCCAUGACGGGGCUCAUCUCGAGUCCUCCAAAGAAGGUCGGAAGCCUGAGAGCACUGCCUGGGAGAGAGGUAGCGAGAGGACUCGUGCUUGGAGCGGGGGUCGGGGUUGAAGAUGAAGACCCGCACCACCAUGGUGAGGUCUCGAUGAGAAGUCCGGCCAAGAAGGGUGGGAAGAGAGCAGCAGCAGCAACAAAUUAGGUGGCUCGCCUUCUGGACGUUAUAAGGCUCGUGGGGCGUGAGACCUGCCACCAGUCACACACAUCAGGCGGAGAAUACGAUACUACGCACAUUGCCAGUGAGUCUCGUUGGAAGUGAGGUCGAGUUAGACUCAGCCUGGACGCCUCCCCCGCCGAACCCUUCGUUGUAACCCGGUCACAUGAUGAUGAUGAUGAUGGAACAUAGUGCUAUAGAUCUUUCCAACCGCGUGCGCGCAGUCAUAUGCCCGUGUCCGUUCUAUUGGGUUCAGCAGAGCUCGGUCUAUCGUGUAUACCUAGGUAGGUAUGUAUACGGUCGGCAAACGACGGCGAGUUUUGGCGAU